AGAGAGACGAAAGGAAAAAAAAAAGUAAUCGCAGAAAGAAAAAAAAAAAAGUUUCCACUCUCGAUCCAUCCUGAUCAAACGCUAGGAUCUGAGAGAGAGAGAGAGACAAAUGGCGAAUCAUCGUUUAGAUAAUGAGUACGAUUACUUGUUCAAGAUCGUCCUCAUCGGCGACUCCGGCGUCGGCAAAUCCAACAUCCUCUCCAGAUUCACCAGAAACGAGUUCUGCCUCGAAUCCAAAUCCACCAUCGGCGUCGAAUUCGCCACACGCACUCUACAGGUAGAAGGCAAAACAGUGAAGGCUCAGAUUUGGGAUACAGCAGGACAAGAGCGUUACCGAGCCAUCACAAGCGCUUACUACAGAGGAGCCGUCGGGGCUCUCCUCGUCUACGACAUCACCAAGAGACAGACCUUCGAAAAUUCUCUGAGGUGGUUGCGCGAGCUUAGGGACCAUGCUGAUUCCAACAUUGUGAUCAUGAUGGCUGGAAACAAAUCUGAUCUAAACCACCUGAGAUCCGUUGCUGAUGAGGAUGGUAGGUCUCUGGCUGAGAAGGAAGGUUUGUCGUUUCUGGAGACGUCUGCUUUGGAAGCGAGUAAUAUCGAGAAAGCGUUUCAGACGAUCUUGUCUGAGAUUUAUCAUAUUAUAAGCAAGAAAGCUUUGGCGGCGCAGGAAGCUGCAGGUGGGCUUCCUGUUCCGGGGCAAGGUACUGCUAUUAACAUAUCGGAUUCAUCUGUAGCUAACAGGAAAGGUUGCUGUUCUACCUAGUUACCUCCUCCCCAGCUAUAUGGCAAUGACUAAUCAAUUUCAAGACUUAUCUCUUUUGAUCUCUUACCUUCUUGGCUUAACUUCAGCAAAAGUAUAGCAUACCUUUUUUUUUUUCUUUCCAGCUCUUUGUUUCUUUUUUUUUUGGUAAUUCGAUUUAUGUUACAACAGUAUGUUUAGCUGUAUUGAAACUGUGAUCAUUCACACCAUUCCACAAAAAGGAAAGAUUUUUUUUGUUUGUUUCUUUAUUGUUAUAACUAAACAUAUUUAUGCAUCUCCAUUUCAUAGAUGAAGCCCUUUGCUACAGUGUUACAUGGUGUAUAUCAGUGGAAUAGUAGCAGCCAAUGGUGCUCUGAUAAAAUCAGUCUAACCAUCAGAGCUUUUCUAUUUUGUGAAAUAUUAUGAUUAUAUGACACCGAGAGACAUGAUCAUAAGUUGAUAAUAGUGCUCGUUUCACAUAAGAUGCUACAUGUAUAAAGAUCUGAAAAUGUGGGAACAAAAAGAGGAAUAAAAUAAAGACGUGGAGACCAUUAAAUCUUAGAAAGAAAUGGAGGUGGAGGGUGAUGCGCACGAGGGGUGUCCGUGUAAAGCAUUUACUGCACUGAGAAAAAGUCCGCCUGAGAGAGAGACGGUCAAAAAAGUUAGUUGGUGAAAAAGAAGAAGAAGAUAUUUUCGCACGGUGACAGUCUGUUUGUUCUCUUCACUCGUUGCCUCUCCUCUCUCUCACACCUCUCUCUCUGCGAAUAGAUCCAGCAAUGGGUUCCUUCGUCGAAUCCGGUUGGCAGGUACCUCAUAUCUCCAUUCUCCUCCCUGUUUCCGAUUCCCUAGUGUUCAUCGAUUAAUUACAUGUUGUCUCCGUCUCUUCGCUUACUUUCACCUCGCCACAUUGUGAUUACAUGGGCGAUUUAUGUCACAUGUGAUCCGCUGCGCUUCUUGGAUUGAUUCGAUCCAUCGGAUUAAAAUUACCUUGUGACGCAUUUUAGCGACUUUCAACUGGCCUGCAUCGGGAGUUUUCUCCUCCAUGAAAGCGUCUUCUUCUUAUCUGGUCUCCCUUUUAUUUACCUCGAAAGACAUGGCUUUCUCACCAAGUACAAAAUUCAGGCAAAAAACAACACACCUGCUGCUCAAGGAAAAUGUAUCACUCGCCUGUUGCUUUAUCAUUUCUGCGUGAAUUUGCCCCUCAUGAUGGCUUCCUAUCCUGUCUUCAAAGCCAUGGGAAUGCGAAGCAGUUUUCCUCUACCCUCCUGG
Messenger RNA from Brassica napus (rape), 2008 nucleotides. Its product is annotated as ras-related protein RABA2b-like. Gene Ontology annotation, cellular component: endosome. Gene Ontology annotation, molecular function: GTP binding; GTPase activity. Lineage: Eukaryota; Viridiplantae; Streptophyta; Magnoliopsida; Brassicales; Brassicaceae. Bases 110 to 763 code for a protein of 217 amino acids. The record is from RefSeq and is a predicted model, not a curated record. The transcript has 4 exons.